GCAUGAAACGUGCGGUACUGGAUGAAAUAUCAAAGAAAGUUGGAGCGUUUUCAGCUGGCACAGAGGGCAAUUACUCUCAUUCUCUUGCGGGAACGUUGCCUUGCAGUGAUAUGGCGGGAAAAGUAUCUCCUGCCAUAGCGGCAAUAGUUUCUCACUUUCUACAGCGGGAUGGAUGGGAAACAAAGGUUCACAACGCUCUGUUUCUUGAAACUUGCCGCAAACCGAGGGAUUCACGUGAUGAGGAGCUACAAUUCAUGAAAGACGCAUUAGCUGCUUGGACGAAGAGAAUCCUUAGGAGCAUUAAUGCAAUGUGUACAGAACUCAGUCUACCGCUAGCAAGGAAGAGAAGCAGCCAGCAGGCUGUAUUGUAUGCUGCUAAAUGGGACACUCUAGGCACAGAAUGUGGGAGUUUGAAACCAGGGUUAAAGCCCGUAUAUUCACCUAAAGAUUUUUAUGACGUCAUAACUAAUAUUAAGAAUCCUAAUUUGUGUGUUGAUCGGGGUACUUCUGCAUAUUGGGGCAUGAUUCCUGUUGAAGUUGAUGUAAAGGCAAUCAAUGAGUUACAGCAGAUGUUCAAAGAACUCGAUCCUAGUAGAUAUCAACAUCUUGGAAUUGAUGAUUAUGUAAUGAGUGAGUUUGAAAAUGAGCACCAGGCUUUGGGGCAGAGAGUUCUGAGGAGUGGAAGUGUAGCAGCUGCUCGACAGUAUGUGAAGUUUGGUUGUCCAAUGGGGCUAAGAGGCAAAUUAUGGUCAAUGGCAUUAGGAGUUGUAUUUGAUGAUUUCCAGUUGUCAUAUUUUGAUCAGUUAAGAAGUUCUGUCAUAGAGUAUGACCUUCUGAUGGACUGCAUUAUGAUGCAGGACAUUAGAAUGACAUCUGCCAAUGAUGAACAUUUCUUUGUAUUUGAAGAUGUUUUGCAUCAAGUUGUUCUUGCUCUCUUGCGUGAUGUUCAUUUGACUGACUGCAAACAACAAACAACACGUUUAAAGUCAUACAUUCGAGGUCAUCUUGGAAGUACUGAUUUUAUGGUGACUUACCCACCUAGUGGUGUUGUUCCAUUUUACGGCUUCUCUUUAUAUGUUACUCCAUUUUGUUAUUUGUUUAAAUCAUCACCAGAAAUUUACCUUUGCUUUAGUGCAUUUUAUCAAAAUCAUCUUCAUCGUCUACACAACAUUUCAUCCCACUGUGAGUCAAUUGUUAGCUUGUCUCGUCAGUUUGAAGAUCUUCUCCAGAGUGAGAAUUGGCCUCUGUUUCAACAUCUUGUGAGUGUAGGUGUGCAGCCACUUAAACUAGUCUUCAAUUGGUUGAUGCAAGCAUUUGCCGGUCUUCUUGAUUCAUUUCAAACAUUUCUACUGUGGGAUCGUAUUAUUGGGUUUGAUUCUCUUCUCUUGCUGCCUUUGUUGGCUGUAGGGAUAUUAUCAUUUAGAAAAGAGAGUCUAAUGCAAGUAACAAGUGUGGCCCAGGCAGAAGCUGUUUUGUCAGACAUUGGGUUUGUCCAAGUCAUCCCUCUAAUUCAGCUUGCUUUGUUUGGGCGAGUCAGUGAUGGAUAACAAACAUGUGUUUGGUAGUCUGGUCUGUUGUGUAAUAACAUUCAAGAAAACUAGCAGUCUGGGGAUGGAUGGCAGUAGGGAGGGAUGGUGUAGCUGUACGCUUUCAUUAGUUUUUUUUUGUAAUGGAAUAUUCCUCAGUUAUGUUUUAUAAUUAUCAUGAUGUACUGUUUAGUUUUGUAUUAACACUUUGCCAGCUAAACAAUUGCUGUAUAGGUAUGUCUGUCUAGUACAUGCAGUGAGCUGGUACAGAGUGUAGACAAUCUGUAGUCUUGUAGAGUUACUGUUGUAGACCAGAUUAUCACACAAUCAGCA
Messenger RNA from Corticium candelabrum, 1859 nucleotides. RefSeq names its product TBC1 domain family member 19-like. The coding region runs from base 3 to 1547 and encodes 514 amino acids. The transcript has a single exon. NCBI's taxonomy places the organism in Eukaryota, Metazoa, Porifera, Homoscleromorpha, Homosclerophorida, Plakinidae. The record is from RefSeq and is a predicted model, not a curated record.